Molecule: messenger RNA, 940 nt
Organism: Bursaphelenchus xylophilus (pine wood nematode)
Lineage: Eukaryota; Metazoa; Nematoda; Chromadorea; Rhabditida; Aphelenchoididae
Source: the annotation of a GenBank genome assembly
AUGACCAAGCUCCCAGUUGCCGCCGUCACUCGUGGCAUCAAAUUCGCCAAUGAAAGUAAGUUGUUUUUGAUGUUUCCUUGGGUUUUAGGUUUUAUUAUCCAAUAUCGAGGAGAUGAGUAUUGUUUCAAAGUGACUAAGCCGUUUUGAGAGGUAUUUUUCUGUUCAAAAUUAGUUUGGAAUAUUGUACAUUAGGUGCUUUGAGAAAUUGUUUGAUAGCUCAAGUUUUAUCCAAUCAAUCUCAAUAUUUGUGGAUUCCACACUUGAAGGAAGGUUUUGGGUUUGUUUUGAGUAUUAAUUCACUUGAAAAUUAUUUCUUUUCUUUAAGAAAUUAGCAAUCUUGUUCAUGGUACCACAACCAAUUUUUUGACAACAAAAUUGGUCAAACUCGUGAAUACAACCUCAAAAUAAGAGUCUCUAGUCGUUACAUUUUCUCUGUCAGCUUUUAAAACCCAUGUUCGAUCUAUAACGACUUUUCCACCACCAAAUUAUAUUAUACUUGAUAUCAAUUGAUUUGUAGGCAAGCUAAUGAACUGGGCCCGUAAGACCGCCUGGACCUAUGGCUGGGGUGGUCGCCAAUAUGGUCUUCAGUUCCACGACCAGUGUUUCGAGCCCGCUCCGGAAGUGAAAGAGGCGUUGAGAAGGCUUAGUUUGAAGGAGCCUUGGGAGUUCGAUCAACGUAAGAUCCGUCUCACUCGUGCGCACAGUCUCGCCAUGAACAACCAGAUUCUGCCCAAGGACCAGUGGACCAAGUGGGAUGAGGUACUUUUUUAAUUUUUUCUUUUGAUUUUUAGAAAGUUUCAUAACAGAUGUCAUGGAGAAUAUAAAAUUUUAGGAGACCUUCUACUUGAAGCCCUAUCUGGAUGAGAUCUUCAAGGAGCAGAAGGAGCGUGUCGAGUCUUCUGGAUUUGUCCCCGCUUUCCAGGCCAAAGAAGAUCAUUAG